AGCCCAUGGACUAGGUCUUAGAAUUUUCGACUAUAAAUAAACAGCUACCCGUGGUAUUGGUCAAUCAUUUGUGGUCUACGAGCUCAAGGUGUAACAUACGAUAACAGACAUGAAAUUCUUCAUUUUGGCCACCUUUGGCAUGCUGCUGUCUCUGGCUGCCGGGGAUGUCUCGCAUCUGCCGCUGGAACUCCUGGAGGAGCAUCAGCAGGAGCAUCAGGGCUAUGGCUAUGACUAUCCCAAGCCGGUGGUGCCCUUUGUGGUAGUGACAACCACAACAGAACCACCCACACCACCGCCAACGUACCUGCCGCCGAAGCCAGUGCCCACGUAUCUGCCGCCGCCGCCACCAACAACAACCACAACCACGACCACAACAACGACACCGGCACCCACACCUGCCCCAACCUACCUGCCACCUCCACCACCGACCACAACGACAACCACACCGCCACCCACGCCCGCCCCUACUUAUCUGCCACCUCCCCCACCGACCACAACGACCACAACGCCUGCCCCGACGCCAGCACCUAUCUACCUGCCGCCCCCACAGCCAGAGCCACAGCCGGAGCCGGAGCCAGAGGAGGAGCACGGAUACCACUACGAGGCGCCCGCCAAGGCGUUUGUGUUCUAGGAACCACUCCACACACCACUGCACUGCACUGAACCCCGAACCCUGAAGUAUCGCCCCGUCCUGGACUGUUGUUGUUUUUUUUUGAAUCGUUUAGGCCUAGGAUUAUAUAAUUUAGAGACAACGUAUAAUAAAUGCUGUUUUGUUAACCCCAUUAA
Messenger RNA from Drosophila pseudoobscura, 786 nucleotides. Its product is annotated as extensin. The transcript is spliced from 2 exons. The coding region runs from base 110 to 631 and encodes 173 amino acids. NCBI's taxonomy places the organism in Eukaryota, Metazoa, Arthropoda, Insecta, Diptera, Drosophilidae. The record is from RefSeq and is a predicted model, not a curated record.